Messenger RNA from Hordeum vulgare subsp. vulgare (domesticated barley), 1415 nucleotides. RefSeq lists its product as uncharacterized. The transcript has a single exon. Gene Ontology annotation, molecular function: protein binding. The record is from RefSeq and is a predicted model, not a curated record. The coding region runs from base 3 to 1256 and encodes 417 amino acids. NCBI's taxonomy places the organism in Eukaryota, Viridiplantae, Streptophyta, Magnoliopsida, Poales, Poaceae.
AAAUGUCGUCACACCGAAGAAACCCCUCCCCCUCUCUGCAAAAAAUCCCCCAAAAUAUGGACUGCGACAGGCGGGCUCCGGCGGCCUCAUCGGUCCUCGGCGACGACGACCUCCUCCGCGAGAUCCUCAUCCGCCUCGGCUUCCCCAACCUCCUCGUCCGCGCCGCCCUCGUCUCCAAGCGGUGGCUCCUCCACGCCUCCGAUCCGGUCUUCCUCCGCCGCUUCCGCGACCGCAACCCGCCCCGCGUCCUCGGCGUCUGCGCCGGCUACUCCGCGAGACCGUACAAGUUCGUGCCUCUCCCGCAGCCCCCGGAGCUCGCCGCCCUCUCACGCCGCGCGGCCUCCUCCUGCGCCGACGCCUUCGCCCUCGGAGGCCAGCGCAUCGAGCACUGCCGGAACGGCCGCCUCAUCGUCGACUCCCUCCGCAGGGGAACAUUCAACCACUCCGUCCUUGCGCCGCUGCUCUCCGGGGAGCCCGAAGCGGUCCUCCCACCGAUCCCGCCGCCCGGCCGUCACCCGGGGCAGCCCGCUCAAGGGGCAUUCACUCACAUUUUCCUACCCGAGGAUGGGGGGUGCAACGGCAUCACCUUGGUGAAUCUGUGGAAGGUCCAGCGAGAAGUCCGCGCGGAGGUGUACGUGUUGGGAGCCGGCGGAUGGGGCGCCCCUUCCACCGCCGUGACAGAGAUUGAGCUCCAGUAUGCUGCAACCUUCUUUGCAAAAAUGCUACCACCUGUCCAUGGCAAGGUCUUCAUGGUGACCGGCUUUGGGUACACCCUGGGUCUAGAUUUGGCCGCGGCAAGGUUCGUGAUGCUAGAGCUACCAGCUGGAGUGCAGUACAAUUACAUGCUCUCAUGUGCGGAGGGUUCCGGGAUCUAUCUUGUGACGGCAGACCGGUUUCAGCUCAGUGUGUGGCUCCAUCAGAUGACAGGCGACAACCAUGGCGCGGGCGGCUGGCUCUUGGUGGACACUUUUUCUGUUCUUGAGGCAUGCAUACGUCUUGCGGGUGACAAUUGGGUGUCUUAUGAAUAUGUUAAUGUGGUCGUAGUUGGAGACAAUGCCGACUUUGUAUUCUUGGAUCAUCCAGCAAGCGGUGUUCUCUUUUAUGUUCAUCGCAGUAGCAGGGUGGUUAAGAAGGUGUAUCAGAGGACGGCAGAUGAACAUGUGUGUAGAGGCGUGGCUGUACGUAUCUCCCCUGUUAUGACGACCUGGCCACCUAUCUUCCCAGCACUGAGCAUAGGACAUGAUCAAGGGGAAUGAUCCCCUGUGUUUGAUCUAUUUAAUAUCGUCACUGAGUAUGACUUCUGUAAUAUAGGAAGGUAUGUACUUUCAGUUAUUUCUCUUCCUAGAACACUAGAUGUUCCAGUCAUGUAUGUUGGAUACUUUUCAUUUCAAUAAAAAAACCUGAAGUUUGCAGAA